This is a messenger RNA of Desarmillaria tabescens, 2238 nucleotides long. Its product is annotated as anthranilate synthase. Gene Ontology annotation, molecular function: anthranilate synthase activity; phosphoribosylanthranilate isomerase activity; indole-3-glycerol-phosphate synthase activity. NCBI's taxonomy places the organism in Eukaryota, Fungi, Basidiomycota, Agaricomycetes, Agaricales, Physalacriaceae. The record is from RefSeq and is a predicted model, not a curated record. The transcript is spliced from 2 exons. Gene Ontology annotation, biological process: L-tryptophan biosynthetic process. The coding region runs from base 1 to 2238 and encodes 745 amino acids.
AUGUCAUCCUCGUCUCCUACCCUCCCACCUGCCCUCUCCCGCCCCCUCGACGUCCUCCUCAUCGACAACUUUGACUCCUUCACCUGGAACCUCUACCAACAACUAUGCCUCCUCGGCGCAGACGUGACUGUGAUACGAAACGACGCCAUCUCCCCCGAGGUGUUCCCCGAGCUCAAGCUCAACUCGCUGAUCAUCUCCCCCGGUCCCGGGCACCCCAAGACGGAUUCUGGAAUCUCGCGUGCUGCGAUUGAGUUUUUCAAGGGGAGGGUGCCGGUGUUUGGGGUGUGUAUGGGGUUGGAGUGUUUGGUGGAUUUGUUUGGCGGGGAGAUUGCUUACGCUGGGGAGAUCAUGCACGGUAAAGUAUCCCGGAUCCUGCACGACGAGCGAGGAUGCUUCAAAGGGAUCGCACAGGGGAUCAAAUCAACGCGGUACCACUCCCUCAGCGCCGCACAUACCACUUUGCCUGCGGAACUGGCUAUCACCGCCACCACGGACGACUCUGGUGUGAUCAUGGGCGUGCGGCACCGUCAAUACACGAUCGAAGCCGUCCAGUACCACCCGGAAAGCAUUCUCAGCGAAGGCGGGGACGCCCUCAUGCGCAACUUUCUCGCUCUACGCGGUGGGACCUGGGAGGAGAACCCAGAGAGUCGGGUGCUGGACUCGACGCUGCCGCCGUUCGAGGUCAAAGGGGGAGGGGGGAAGAAAAUCCCGUCGGUGCUAGAAAAGAUCUACCACCAGCGUCUGGCGGACGUCACGCAGGCACAAUCCACGCCGGGGACGACUCUGGCGGAUUUGGAGACGCUGUACAGUCUGAAUGUUGCUCCGCCGCUUAUCCCGCUCCUCCCGCGGCUCACUUCCCGUCCUGCGCUGUUUGCCGAAGUGAAACGCGCGUCUCCGUCCAAGGGACCGAUAGCACCGAGUGUGUCCUCUGCGAGCCAGGCGCUGACGUACGCGUUGGCUGGUGCGCAUGUUGUGUCGGUGCUUACUGAGCCCAAGUGGUUCCUUGGGAGUUUGCAGGAUAUGCUGCAUGCGCGGAUGAGCGUGGGGACUCUGCCUGAUAGACCUGCUAUAUUGCGCAAGGACUUUAUAUUCAGUCGGUAUCAGGUGUUGGAGUCGCGUAUCUGGGGUGCAGACACCAUUUUGCUGAUUGUGGGUCUCCUACCCGAGGUGGCGUUGCGUGAUCUGUACGCGUACAGUCUGGAGCUGGGCAUGGAGCCGCUCGUCGAGGUGAACAAUGCGAGGGAGAUGGAACUCGCUCUGAGUCUUCCCGCCAAAGUCAUCGGGGUGAAUAACAGGAACCUGCAUGAUUUCCGGGUCGACAUGGAUACGACGACGAGGUUGGUCGAUAUGGCAAAAGGAAAGGGAGUGGUGCUCUGUGCGUUGAGCGGGAUCGCGACUGCCGCCGAUGUGAGCCGGUAUGCGAGCCAGGGCGUGGACGGGGUGCUUAUUGGUGAGAGUCUGAUGCGCGCCAAGGAUCCCGCCGCGUUUAUCCGUCAGCUCUUCUCGUUACCCCCGCCUCCUUCGACACCGUCUCAUCCAGUCCCGCCCCUCGUAAAAAUAUGCGGUGUUCGCACAAAGGACGAGGCGCUCGCUAUUGCAGACGCCGGUGCGGACAUGCUUGGCAUCAUGUUUGUCGAGUCGUCCAAGAGACACGUCAGUCUCGAUGUCGCGAGGGAGAUCUGCGCGUCAAUCCGUGCACUGAGGUUCUCUCGCCCGCCUCCUCCUCCUCCUCUUUCAUCCCUAGACAACGCCCCGUGGUUCACAUCCCACGCUGCCCGCCUCACCUCCUUCCCCCUCGUCGUCGGCGUCUUCCAAAACCAGCCCCUAGCUGAGAUACUCCAUGCUGUGAGCGCGUGCCAGCUGGAUAUCGUACAACUCCACGGUUCCGAGCCCGUCGAAUGGGCAACCCAGAUCCCCGUCCCCGUCAUCAAAGCCUUCCACUCCGAAGAGGGCAUCACACGCGGGGGGUACCACCACUUUAUACUCCUAGACAGCCUCCGUGACGACGGGGGCGGGGUAAGCGGUGGGACCGGCAAAGUGGUGGACUGGGAAUUCGCGAGCCGUGUCCCGCUCCCGGUUAUCCUCGCUGGGGGGCUCAAUCCGGGGAAUGUGGGCGCUGCAAUCGAGCAGGUCCGCCCGUGGGCUGUGGAUGUUAGUGGAGGUGUUGAGAGGGAAGAUGGGGAGAGCAAGGAUUUGGAUAAGGUUAGGGCAUUUAUACGACAUGCCAAGGCAGAGUAG